CUUGCGCGCAACCGUCGCGACCGCCUCUUCGGAAACUCCGAAGUCUUUGAGCGACAACACCAGUACGGGCUCGGUCAAGGCGGAGGAAGAUAGUUUUGAAGAUCAUUCGCUGAAGCUGCAGAAAAGACUGCGUGCCUCGAUCGAGCUGUCCUCAGGAAACGCCGGCACAAGCAGUCAGAGGAGCAAGCGGCCCUCCAGCUUACUCUCGGAGCAGCAACUGAGCGCGGCGCCCCCAACGAUAAACAACCUGCGUCCUUUGCAAGCGCAGGGUGGAGGGCCCGCGGAGACGCAAGAACUCAUGGACGGUUACGCAGCUGACAAGGCCGCUGCUCGAACGUCUUCUCAUGGCGAAGCUGUUGCAAGCGACGCGCCCCACGACGAGGCGGCAAAUCGUCCACCUCUGACCGGGCCAAUUGUGAUCGGCGGUGGAAGCGCCGGACCCUCGCGUGCCAGCCGAGUUCUUGCGCCCGAUAGUGCUGACGACGGGACUGUCAUAAAUCUGUUCAAAUC
Molecule: messenger RNA, 510 nt
Organism: Amoebophrya sp. A120
Lineage: Eukaryota; Dinophyceae; Syndiniales; Amoebophryaceae
Source: the annotation of a GenBank genome assembly